Messenger RNA from Ruditapes philippinarum (Manila clam), 3474 nucleotides. RefSeq lists its product as uncharacterized. The transcript is spliced from 2 exons. Bases 1 to 3474 code for a protein of 1157 amino acids. The record is from RefSeq and is a predicted model, not a curated record. Gene Ontology annotation, molecular function: nucleotide binding; DNA binding; DNA-directed DNA polymerase activity. Gene Ontology annotation, biological process: DNA replication. Lineage: Eukaryota; Metazoa; Mollusca; Bivalvia; Venerida; Veneridae.
AUGAUCUGCAGAUCAGACAAAUGUUUGAAACAACAUAAAACGGUACCAGUAUAUAAAAAAGGAAAAUGUAAAGGAAAACCUAGCGGACUAUCACAGUGUCAAAAAUAUUGGAAAUGCCCUACCUGUUAUAAAGUAUUAAGAACCGAUAGAAGGAAAAAAGAAGAUCAUCAGUGCGGAGAAUACCUAUGUACGUCAUGCGAACAAUAUGUAAUGGAAGGACAUUUAUGUUAUUUAAGAGCAACACCAGCCAAGGAACAUUAUAAUUCUAAAUUCAUUUUUUUUUAUUUUGAAUGUUGCCAAGACGAAUUGUUAGAGUGUGAAAAUGGAUACGUACCAAAUAGACAAAGCAAUUGUAAAGACUGUCAAUCACAAGAGUUAUGUAACUCUUGCUCUAAAUGUCAACACUGUAAAUCAUCUUGGUGCGGUAAAGCCACUCAUCGUCCCAAUUUUGUAGUAGCACAUACUGUGUGUCCAAAAUGUAUCGAUGAACCCUUGACCCCCGAAUCUUUAUGUAAAAAAUGCGGUACACGGUGCGACGAAUGUGACAACUCUGAUUUACACGACAAUGAAGACCCUGGACCGUGUCCUGGGAAAUGUGGAUUCAGAGAAGUCACGUUCGAAGGGGACAAUACCGCCGAAAAAUUUGGUGAAUGGGUGUUUUCCCCUCAGCACGAAUAUUUCAAAGUGUUUGCUCAUAAUAUGAAAGGUUACGACGGCUAUUUUCUUUUAGAGUAUUUAAUAGACCAAUCCUUAAGACCAGACAAGAUGAUUUACAGUGGCUCCAAAAUUAUGUAUAUGGCAAUAGAGUCAGAUUUACAUAUCAAAGUGAUUGACAGUCUCAACUUUUUACCUAUGAAAUUAUCAGCCCUCCCUAAAGCUUUUGGAUUGACUCAAUUAAAGAAAGGUUGGUUUCCCCAUUACUUUAACACUAGCGAUAAUCAAACUUAUGUAGGCCCGUACCCAGAUGCUCAGAAAUAUGGUCAUAAUUUUAUGAGUGAGAAAGAGAGAGCCGAAUUGCUAGUGUGGUUGAAUGAGAGAAAAGACGACGUGUUCGAUUUUAGAAAAGAAAUGUUAGAUUAUUGUAGGAGUGACGUACAAAUUUUAAGACAAGCGUGUUUGAAAUUUAGAGAGUUGUUAAUGAGCGCUACGGGUGAAAGAAUAGAGGUGGUAAAUGAAAAAGGAAAGAAAGAACAAAAGUGGGUGGGGGCCGUGGAUCCAUUCGAUUCCGUGACAAUAGCUUCAGUCUGUAUGAAUGUUUUUAGAACUAAAUUUUUAGAAGAAGAAUGGAAAGUUAAAUUUGAAGGUAAUGAUAAUUGGAUACCUUCAAAAUUAAUAGACGGAAAGCUUUAUGUAUUGCGCGGAAACGAAUGGAUUCUACAAACCAAACUCACGGGUGUGAAAGUCAGCGAGACAGAGUUUGUAAGGACACCAAUAGCGAAAAUUCCUCCGACUGGUUAUAAUGAUCAAUAUAGUGAAGCGUCCAUACAAUGGUUAGAAUAUAUGGCGUGUACAAAAAACGUCAAAAUACAACACGCUUUAAAUAAGGGAGAAAAAUCCCUACCCGGAACACGUUACAAAUUAGACGGUUACUGCGAGGAAACAAACACUGCAUAUGAGUUUAACGGAUGUGUGUUUCAUGGCUGUUUAGUCUGUUUCCCAGAUAACCGAGAAGAAACGCGCCAUCCACUUACCAAACAAUCGUUCAAUGAACUGUACGCGUUAACGAUGAAAAAGAAAGCUUACAUCGAACAGCUAGGUAUGAAAUACGUUUGCAUUUGGGAACACGAAUUCAAAAAACAAAAAAGUCAAAAUCCUGAACUGAAACAAUUUGUCGAAAGUUUAGAUCUAAUUGAUAGGUUAGACCCGAGGGAAAGUUUUUUCGGGGGUCGCACCAAUGCCAGUCAACUCUAUUACAAAACGAAAGAACGGGAACAAAUCAGGUACGUGGAUUUCACGAGCUUGUAUCCGUGGGUGAAUAAGUAUUGUCAGUAUCCCGAAGGACAUCCAACCGUCAUAACCAAAGAUUUUAAAGACAUGAAGGAUUAUUUCGGUAUAGCUAAGGUUAAAAUAUUACCACCUAGGGGAUUAUACCAUCCCGUGUUACCAUAUAAGUCAAAUAAUAAGUUAAAAUUUCCGCUAUGUAGAACCUGUGCCGAUACUGAAAAUCCGCACGCAUGCGCAUGUUCAGAACAAGAAAGAGAGUUGACUGGUACGUGGUGUAGUCCCGAGAUUCAAAAAGCCAUUAAAUUAGGUUAUCAAAUUAAAAAGAUAUACGAAGUAUACCACUGGGAAAAAUCGACGCAAUAUGACCCAAAAACGGGAUCAGGGGGACUGUUUGCCAAUUACAUAAACACAUUUUUAAAAUUCAAACAAGAAGCUAGCGGCUUUCCUGACUGGAUAAAUAAUGAACAAGAUAGGACAGAUUACGUGUCUCAGUACUUACAAAAAGAGGGAGUUUUAUUGUGUCGGGCAAACAUCUCGAAGAACCCGGGUUUGAGAGCUCUGGCUAAAUUAUGCCUCAACAGUUUUUGGGGCAAGUUUGGUCAGAGACUAAAUAUGCGCCAGACAGAGUUCUUUCACGAAGUACAGGCCAACCUUUUCUUUCAGUUGUUUGCCGAUCCAACAAAAGAACCUCUAAAUUUUCACAUACUUACCAAUGAUAUGAUACAAAUAGAAUGGCAAUAUAAACAAGACUGUCAACCCGAAGAUAAUAAAACGAACAUUUACUUAGCUACGUUUACAACAUGCUGGGCAAGACUUAAACUCUACAGUGUGCUCGAAAAGCUCGAUAAACGAGUGCUGUAUUACGAUACGGACAGCGUCAUUUAUGUGAGUCGACCCGGACAGUACGAUCCACCAUUAGGAGAUUACUUGGGUGAACUUACGGAUGAGCUAAGUGGAGGGGAGCACAUUGUAGAAUUUGUGUCUGGAGGUCCUAAAAAUUAUGCCUAUAGAACCAACAAAAACAACGAAACUUGUAAAGAUUUAUUUGAUGAAAUGGAACGGUGCAUUCCAAAUUUCUACAGUAAACAAGGACUGCCUUCAGCGGAAGAAAUAGAUGACUUUACCAAAGACAAAAGACAUAAAGUGAUUAUUAUCGAUGAUCUUAUGCACGAAGUGAUGAAAAACAAAGAUAUGGAGCUACUUUUUACACAAGGCUGCCACCACAAGAAAGUGUCUGUCAUACUUAUCACGCAAAACUUGUAUCCAGGAGGUAAACAUGCAAGAACAAUUGCCCUAAAUACGUGGUAUAUGGUACUGAUGAAAAAUUUAAGAAAUGUUUCUCAGGUGGGAAUAUUGGGACGUCAGCUCUACCCCGGUAAAACGAAAGGAUUUGUAAAAGCCUAUGAAGACGCCUUAAGUACAAAACACGGUUAUUUUUUGGUAGACAUGAGUCCACAUGCUGAAGAUAAAUACCGUCUAAGAACGCAUAUUUUUCCCGGCGAGGAACCCCUAGUUUAUAAACUGACGUAA